AUGGACAGAAUUUUAUUUCGAAUGGAGAUCAAGAUGCGCUCAACCGCAAUCCUAGUCCAUCCGAGAAUCGUCACCGAUUCAAAAGAGACGCCAGUGGCAAAAAAUCUGAAAACCCAUGUGACGAAUUUGAAAAAGGUGGCUCGUGUUACUAAUGGUAUUUAUCUACUUCGAGAACUCAUAGCUGGAUCCAUUGACUCCGACGAGCUGAUCUCUGAAAUUCUUCGCUUUGGAGAUGUGAAACCAUCUAAAAUCUCUGAAAUCGUAUUGCCAGAUGUUCAAAGUGCUGUAAAUGAUAUGAAGUCACUUUCCGAUCAGUUAGCAGCUUCGGAAAACGCGAAAAAAGUGGAGAGAGCGUUUGAAGGGUUGAAAGAGAUAUUGAAUGAAGUGGAUGGAAUUGGCAACUUGACUGAAUGGACGGAUGAGAAGGAGCAUUUUGGGAAGGAAAUCGAUCGGCUUGCGAAGGAUGGAUUGAAUAUAACUGAUGUGGGAUCGAUUAAUUCUGCUUGUUUUGAUUGGAGAACCAACUACCAGCAAUUAAAAGGGAACACUGUUUCGACCAAAGAUAUACAGGAAACUGUAAGGCUAUUGAAAAAAAUGAAAGAUGCCAGUAUGAAUUUGAACAACUCACCCAUUUUUUGGAAAUUCUCCAACUUUUCCUUUGCUACCGAUGGAAUCUCGCCGAUUUUGAAAGCAGAAAAAGGUGUGGCCAUGUAUCGAAGUCAUGUUGACUUUCUUCAUAUUGAUGCUUCCGAUGGUUCACUUUACACGAAUGAGACAGAAUUGAUGUCGAAGAAGUUAAGCAGUAUGGUCGACCGUCUUACCGAUAUUAAAACAGUGUCAAGCCUGAUGAUUUCUCGUGGAAGACCAAAAAGACAACUUCAACACACAUUCGGAUUGCCAGAUGGUGCAUCGGACCUUUCAUUCAUAUCUUCUGACAUUGUUGAUUCAUGGAUCGCCAAGGUGGUUAAAUCGGAGAGUCUGAAAAUUGCACUAACUCACCUGGAUGGACUAACUAGCAUUUCAAAAUCAGUGGAUGAUUCCCUUGGAUCUGAUUUUGGAGGAAUAAUCGAUUUUUUGAGUCACCUGGAUUUGAUGUCAGAAGUUUCCAAAGAAGUUGAUGCGGCUAAAACGGGAGUCUCACAAGGAUACAACUGUUCUUUAAUUGCAGGACCCCCGAUUGCCAACGAUUCCAUCCAGAUUUUUAAGAACGCUGUGGAUGAAAUUGACAAGAAAUUGUUGGAAUUGAACACGGAAAGAGACGAGUUGUUGAAAUAUGUGAAGUCUUCCGGAAUCAUUGGAAUAUGCGAUGACAUUCUCGCCAUUUGUAACAAAACUAAAGCAGAUGGAAGUAAUGUUCAAGAAGUCGUGAAUGAGAUUAAAGGAUACAAGAACCUAGACGUCAUGGCUGGACAUAUCAAACAACUUUAUGACCUUACUCAUUCAAUAAUAGGGCUAAACAAAGUACAAAAUGAUGCAACAACUGUUAAUUCCAGUAUAGACUCUUUGAACAAAUAUCAUAAAGAGAUAUCAAAAACAUACUCUGAUUACUUCAAAUGUUUGCAAGAUCGGGAUCAGUUGUCUUUAGUGAUCAAAGCUAUUGAAGGUCUGAAAAGGAUCAGAAACUGGAAACAGGACAGCAAGUAUUCGAAAACAUUGAUGGAUGGAUUCAACGUUGUGCAAAAAGUGGUUGGAAUAAAAGAUGGACUGAAUGAAAUGAAGAGAUCAAUCGAGGGAUUGGUUGACUUGAAGACUCCGGAGACUGAUGCACUGAAAGAUUUCCCGGAAGCUUCGACCCAUUUGGAAGUCAUUGGGAAAGCGGUGCAAGGACUGACCGGGAUGAGAGAUGCAUUGAAUGAAAAGGAUGAUAUGAUGAAAUUUUCAAAAAGUAUUGAAGUCGUCGAGAGAAAGAAAAACGAAGCAACAGAUGUGGCAAGCCUGGAUGAAUUGGUGAAGCUCCAUGCAGAUAUUCAAAAUAUGUUUGAUUCAUUGAGCGAUUUCGAGGGAACAUUGUCAUGGUUUGCUGAUUCAGAUUCACUUGCCGAGCAGUCUGAUAUAUUCUCCAAUGCCAAAAAAGUGUCCGGAAUCACUGGCAACUUUUCGAGUAUGGGCAAAGCAGUUGAAGAAUUGAAGAGCGUUGUAAAUGGGUCGGAUUUGACCUCGUUAAAAGAAGUGGAGGAAGGAUUGAAGAUGAUGGACACGUUGGAGUUGGAUUUUGCUGGAUUCCAUAAGAGUUUUGAUGAUUCGAAGAACUCGUUGACUGCUCUCGACUUGUUCUUCGCAAAAACUCAGAAGAAGUUCGAGCCGACAACACCAAUACCUGCUCAGAGACCGACAUUUGAUUUGGAAACUUCCACUGAAGGCAUUGAAGAUUCUGGUGCUCAAUUAGGUGCUGAAAAGGAUGAGAAAGAUUCUGAAAAGUCGGACGAUCUCACAAAGGUAUACAUUGGUGUUGGCGCCUUAUGUUUUGUAGCAUUUGUCAUUUUCCUUCUAUACAAGUUCAAACGACCAUGGCUGAAAGCAAAGUGUCCAUGUCUUUGUUGGAAAAAAGACAAACUUCCGUCACCGCAACCACGACGUCCAAAACCCUCGAAACCGGAGGAGUUCCUGAAAAUCUUUGUCGACUACUUGAUGGAACAGUUCAAUGAAAUUCGCGUCGCAAAGAAAGCCUCCGACGAGGAUAUUACGUUUUUCACGUAUGAGUUCUACAAGACAAGUCUUGAAGCACAUAAAGUGACGGUGGAUGAGACGAAAAUAAUGCCACUGGUGUUGACAGAUUGCAGAGGUGACACGCGUCUGAUCAGAGGUCAUUUUCCGUUUCUCAAUGGAACAAUGGAACGAUUCCCGAACACGUUUAUCCACGCAAACUUCUUGGUGUUCCCAACAAAAAGGAAGUGGCUACUAACCCUGGCGCCACAAAAAGCAGCAGAAGCAAUACCAGAAUCUGAUGGGAAGAAGGCGGUAGACAAGAAGAAUUCGACGAUCGGAAAGUUCUGGUGGCUGGCGAAACAAUUCAAUUCGCAGCACGUUGCGCAGUUGUGCAAAUUGGAUGAAGCUAACGAAAUUCAAUGCGACCAAUACUAUCCUCUGAAGGUUGACGAAGAGUUUACUGAUGGCUGCUUGACGCUGAAAUGUACACACAUGCGCACGGAUUAUAAGGGUCAACUCGAAGUUCGAACCAUAACUGCAACUUUUACAAAUGAGCCUCCGUUCACAGUAACCCACUACGUGUUCACUCGUUGGGCUGAUCCUACAUAUCCCUCUUCACUGGACCCCCUCAUCGCUAUCUAUAGAGCAUUGAACAAAGACACCGGAACACCAAUCGUCCUCUGCUCGGAUGGAUAUAAGAGAACUGGAAUGUUUGCAUUGGGAGCUUAUAUGGCGGACUACGUAAGAAAGCACCGUACAAUCGAUUUUAAGAAGUGCUAUCAAAGUGUGGCGUCUUUGAGACUUGGUGCUAUCCCUUUUAUGACGGACUAUGCGUUCAGCGGACGUCUUUGUUUGGAAAUGUUGGCUGAUGAAGCCACCACCACAUCUGCUCUUCGAAAUGACUACAAUAAAUUGAGGGAUGGCUGGGAUCGUAUUGAUGAGGAGCAUGAGAAGAGGAACCCAAAGAAAGAGGCAAAGAGUGAGAGUACAACACAGAAAACGUCGACAACGCAGAAGUCAAAAAAAGAUGGAAAUGAUGAAGAGUAUCUGGAUGACCCGACGAUUAGGUCGAGGUAG
Caenorhabditis remanei is the source of this 3723-nucleotide messenger RNA. RefSeq lists its product as uncharacterized. NCBI's taxonomy places the organism in Eukaryota, Metazoa, Nematoda, Chromadorea, Rhabditida, Rhabditidae. Gene Ontology annotation, molecular function: protein tyrosine phosphatase activity. Bases 1 to 3723 code for a protein of 1240 amino acids. The transcript is spliced from 9 exons. Gene Ontology annotation, biological process: protein dephosphorylation. The record is from RefSeq and is a predicted model, not a curated record.